GAGGAGAGCGGUGUGUCCUCCUCACAGCGCCUUCUGAUCUGCCUGCGUCCUCAUUUUCUCCCGUCUCUCUGCCUGCGAAGGGGAAGCCAUUCGCGCAGGCAGCAGAACAUCACCGGCUCCAAAAUUCCAAGUGUUCUGCAGCCCCGAAUGGCGUCACCCGAUUGGCCAGGUCGCCUAUCAAUCACGUCGCAAGCCGCACCCCUCCCCCCAUUCAACCACUCGCCUCACUGUUCCAGUGUGUUUACUACACUGCCGAGCAUAAGGGAGACACUCGUCUUCACAUGCACUGAAGCCACUCAGAAAAACACUUUUGGUUGAAUUCGUGAGAAAAGCCUACGAGAAGUCAACAUGCCCAAGAGAAAGGGAGCAGAGGCCGGAGAAAAGGAGGAGCCCCAGAGGAGAUCAGCCAGGUUAUUAGCGAAACCGGGUCCACCCAAACCGGAACCAAAGGUGAAGAAGGCAGCAAAGAAAGAAAAGGCUGUGAACGACAAGAAAGAGGACAAGAAGACCAAGAAGGCGAAGGAGAACGCAGAGGCUGAGGCCAACGAGGAGAACCACUCUGAGAAUGGAGAGGCCAAGUCCAACGAGGUGGAGGCUGCCCCCGAGGAGGCCAAGGAGGAGGCCAAGUCCGAGUAGCACCACUGCCCAAGCUCCCUCCUCUACGACCUCCCCUCUCCGUCUCCGUCUCCCACCUUAAACCUACACUCAGCCAGCCAGCCGCCCUCCCCCCUUUCUCCCCUCUCCCUCCCCCAAGUCUCUCACACGGUUUCCCUUCAAGGCGUAUUGUUAACAGAGGAAUAUUUUUAUCAAUGAUUUUAUAAGUAUCCGUACAGAUUUUUAGCACAAAAAAGCAAAGCUGAAUAUGGAGCGCCUUGCAGUGGUCAUAUCAAGUGUCUGCAAGCAGAGUGAACACACUAAAAUCUUUUUUAAAUGGCAUUUCAUGGUCGUGAAAGGCUCGUCCGGUGUAGAAAGCGUGUCCCUGCUGCAUUUGAAUUUGUUGUGAUUUGUUGUGUAUUCCUGUGUUUUUUCGCCGUGCCCCUGCUCUCCCCGCCGCUCCCCCGUCUCCUCCCCCUCCUCCUCCUCCUCCGCAGGUUAGACCUCCCUCCCCGUCGUACGGUUCAGCCUCUAUCCAUGUUUUAUUAACGAUUUAGCCAUGUUAUUGUGGGUUGAUUCUUUUAGACCUGUAAAUGUGCAGUGAGUUCCCUUUGCUUCUGUCUCAUGGUCCUGUUUUUGUUUUUUUUUUGGUUUUUGUUUUUUUUCAUUGAAACUGUGCUUUAAAAAGUGUGUUGAAGAGUGUUGUCCAUAAGAAAGAGGAAGAUGAACAUGUAAAACAUUCCGGGAACAGUGAUUGCCUGUCUUCUGACGACCCUGCGUGUAAAACAGCCGCGGCUCCAUCCUCGCUGUCAUGUCAGCUUUUCUAAACACUCUGUUUUUUUUAAAAUGACUGAAUUUGGAAACUCUUCUCUGACUAAUGCAGGUGUCUGGUCCCUCUCUUAUGUUCUGAAAUUCUCUUAAUAAAAACAAGUCCUGGGAAUUUUCCUCGAA
Molecule: messenger RNA, 1545 nt
Organism: Cynoglossus semilaevis (tongue sole)
Lineage: Eukaryota; Metazoa; Chordata; Actinopteri; Pleuronectiformes; Cynoglossidae
Gene: hmgn6
Product: high mobility group nucleosome binding domain 6
Exons: 6
Coding region: 349-636 (95 amino acids)
Biological process (GO): chromatin organization
Cellular component (GO): chromatin; nucleus
Molecular function (GO): nucleosomal DNA binding
Source: RefSeq, a predicted model, not a curated record